AUGCUCUCUCUCUCUCUCUCUCUCUCUCUCUAUAUAUUUAGUUCAUUGAAUUCACAUCUAUAUCUAUCAUAUCUAUCUAUCCUAUCUAUAUCUGACAGUCUGUCUGUGUCAGAGAUCAUAUAUUUCUGUCUAUUCUUAUCUAUAUCUCUCUCACUGUCUGUGCAUCUAUCUAACUCUGUCUCUCUCUCUAUAUAUAUUUUUUUCUUAGAAAAUGCGCCAACUUCCAGUUACUUAUCUAUCGAUCUAUCUGAAUCAUUAUUAUCUAUCUAUCUAUCUAUCUAUCCUAUCUAUCUAUCUAUUUAUCUAUCUAUCUAUCUAAAUUUCAUAUAUCAGUCUAUCUAUCAAAUUAACAGUUUCACAUCUAUCUAUUUAUUUCUUCUCUCUCUCUUGUAUUCUUUUUAUAUCUAUCUAUCUAUCUAUCUCAGUCUGUUUACAUCUAUCUAUCUAUCUAUUUAUCUAUCUAUCGAACUCAGUCUUUUAUGUCUCAAUCUAUUUUUAUAUCUAUCUGAGUCUUUUUAUAUCUAUCUAUCUAUCUAUCUAUCUAUCUAUCUAUCUAUCUAUCUAUCUAUCUCAUCUUUUUAUAUCUAUCUAUCUAUCUAUCUAUCUAUCUAUCUAUCUAUCUAUCUAUCUAUCUCAGUCUUUUUCUAUCUCAGUCUUUGUAUAUCCAUCUAUCUAUCUCAGUCUUUUUAUAUCUAUCUAUCUCAGUAUUUUAUAUCUAUCUAUCAACAUAUUCUUAUAUAG
This is a messenger RNA of Acanthosepion pharaonis, 741 nucleotides long. The record is from the annotation of a GenBank genome assembly. NCBI's taxonomy places the organism in Eukaryota, Metazoa, Mollusca, Cephalopoda, Sepiida, Sepiidae.